CAUACUCAUCAGAACAUUUGGUGACUCUCAGUCAUGCCCUUUAAAAGUGCCUGUAAGCGUUUUAUUGUAGCCUGUUUAUUUAUAGUCAUUUUAUUUUGUGCAUGAAUUGCCAGAGACUUGUGGUGUUAUCUUCACAGGUGGAGGAACGUAAAAACCCUGCCAAAAAGAACAACAUUUGGAAAAUAAGUGGCGUUUCCAGCCAUUACAUUAUUUUUUUUAUUGUUAUAUAUAAAAAUAAUAUAUAUAUAAUCCAUCAUAUAUGUAUCACUUUCAUGCUUCAAAGAGACAGAGUUACUGUCAUUCUGGCUCAGAUUGCACCAACAUGAGGUUUAAAAUUUUAAAGGGACAUUUGACGUAUUUCAGAUGUGAUGUUUGUGCUGCACAGACUGUGAAAACAGUCCCAUGUUUCCCAGAAGAGCUUUCAGAGGUCUGAAAAAAUGACUUAGAUGAUGUAAUUGUGGCUGUCUUAAAGGGACAGCUCACCCCAUUAUUGCUUUUCCUCUUACCUGUAGAGCCGUUUAUCCGUUUACGUCUUUAUGUGGCUUGCAAAGUUCCAACCAUUUGCAGAGAUUUCUCUCAGAUAUAAAGAGACUAGGUUUCACUUGUGCCAGACAAAAAGAAAUCUUUGGAAAAACUAAACAGCAAUGCCUUCUUCCAUAAAUCAACACAGAUCUCGCGGUGAGCCGUUUCAUUCCUCAUUCACAAGUCUCCAGUUUUUCUUACCAGAUGACUAUAGGAGUUUCCUGAUUAAGCAUUUUGCUGCUACGAUUUCAACCAGACAGUCUUGUAAUUGCUGUUAAUCUUUGCUCCCCUCUGCUGCUGUCAGCUGUCAUUCCAGUUUGAAAUUGCCACAACCCUUCUGAACUCUGUCCACCUCCAGGCGUCACAUCCAGACCUCAGGUGGAGACAUGGCUCUGUUCACGUCACAUUAUCACAGAGCUCUCGUCGAGGUUGGUGCAUGCUGCUUCCUGCACAUAUGGUCGGUGUAGUUACAGUGUGUAUAUGGAGGACAGUUCGCGAAACGGCUCACGAGGUCUGUGAGCAUUUAAAGUCUGGUCAUUUCCAAGAGUGCGUCAUGACUUCGAGAGAAAGACAUUGCUGGUGAGUUUUUGGCAGUGUGUGUUUGAGGGAAGCCAGAAACCUCCUCGGCUGACAUCGCUAUAGAUGAGCAACUCAAACUGAAAGACCACGUAAAAAGAUGGACACUGGGUCCACACUUCCUGAAAUAAGCCAAAGCGAAGCCAAAAAUAAGUGGAUAAAUGCGAUGACAGAUUAAACAUUUGGAGCUACUGCCCAUACUUCUGCAAGACUCAAUUGUGGGCACACCCUCCAUGAGCUUUUGGCAUAACACUUUUGUUGUACUGCUAAAUAUUAUUUCAUUUGAAAAUUUCACUCACAAAAAAAAAAAAAAAAAAACGGUUUGUGCAGUUUACUGCAGAGCCACUCAUUUGGUCAGUUUAAAACAGUGCAUGCUACGCUAAGUUAGGAGUCUGUGAAGCCUGCAAGAAACUACCCCAACUACUAUUAUAUGUACAUUGAUAAAAAAAAAAAAAAGAAAAAGAAAAUGUGUGUGUGUGUGUGUGGUGGGGGGCUCAAGUCAGAUCCACUAUCCGGUUUAUGACCUAUACUGCAGUCAGCAGCCUGGGGGCGCUCCAUAUGGUUCUGGCUCUACACUUUUGAGGUGUCCAUCUUUACAUGCAGUCUAUGCUCCUACUGGAAAAAAAAAAAAAAAAAGAAAAAAAAAUGGGACAAAUUGCACCACAGGCCAUAAUAAGAAUAUGUAUGUAUAUGCCUUUAGGGUGCACUCUUCAUAUUUUAAAAGAAAGAGCCGGAAUGAAUUGUCUCUUUAGAAGUAAGAAUUUCAGAGUACGAUCCAAGUUCGCUUUAACUUUUAACGCUUUUAUUUUAGAGUAAACCUGAGAUCAAACAUCCUGUAAAACACAGCUUUUCGGCCUUGAACAUCCUGCGUGAGGGAUGUUGGCUGUCAGAUGACAAAAAGAAAGUCACUGUGUCGUCACUCACGACUCCUGACGCGCCAUCCUUUGUCCGGAUAGCCUUCUAACGUGAUAGUGUAAUGAUUUCUUUGUGACACUGAUGGAGCCUUGAGAACUUACCAUCACAGUCAAUCCGGCGAUGACUCAAAUCAGGAGCAAAGGACAGACGAGUGGCUAAGCAUUACCAUGCAAGUAAAGAAAAUAAUAAUAAUGAUAAUUUAAAAAAAAAAAAAAAGCAACAUCAUAUAUCGUGUUUUGUCUGCGCAAUCCUUUAGUAACACCUGCGCACACCCCCUGAACAUCAUCCAGUCCAGUGACUCCAGGGAGGCAGCAGCACAGUGAGAGUGGAGGAGGGAGGCGGUCUCUCGCAUUUACACCGCACCGGCACCGCUGCUUCAAGGCUACUGCCGGUGUCUCUCAUCUGGCACACAUACGCACACACACAGACACACACAGACACACACCGGGCUUUGCAUCAUGCAAGAGAGCUGAUGAUAAGGAACCUGUUACACGCCGCACAUGUGAUGGCAGGCGGCCGCGCAGAGUCCUCCACCUCCUCCUCCUCCUCCUCCACCUCCUCCUCCUCCGCAGAGUAGCGACUUUGCACCCCUGAGAGUCCCGCCGGCUUUGGUGGUCUUUAAUGAGGAUAUUGCGACAAUGGUGAAGAACAAGGCCGAAAACCGAACGCUUCAGUACCAGCAAACUUUGAUGUAUGGGCGGUACACCCAGGAGCUGGGUGUGUAUGCCAAAGAAGAGGCGGCCCGCCUGCGGGAUGGAGGGGUGCGGGACGGCGGCGGGCUGCGGAGGAACACCAGCGUUCGCAGCCGCGCCGCGGAUCUUCUGGAGUACGAGAAGGACCCCUGUGCAAAGUGCCAGCUGUGUGCAUCUCGCUGUCAGAAGUUCCUGCUCUCGCGGGUCGGGGAGGACUGGAUCUUCCUCAUCCUGCUCGGGCUUCUCAUGGCUCUGGUUAGCUGGGUCAUGGACUACGCCAUCGCCUUCUGCCAAGAAGCACAGAAGUGGAUGUACGGGGGACUGGACAGCAACAUGCUGCUGCAGUACAUCGCCUGGGUCACCUACCCUGUGGUCCUCAUCACCUUCUCAGCAGGAUUUACGCAGAUACUGGCGCCUCAGGCUGUGGGUUCGGGCAUCCCCGAGAUGAAGACGAUACUCAGGGGCGUGGUCCUGAAGGAGUAUCUGACUUUUAAGACCUUUGUGGCCAAAGUCAUCGGCCUGACCUGCGCCCUGGGCAGCGGCAUGCCUCUGGGAAAGGAGGGACCCUUCGUUCAUGUCGCCAGUCUUUGCGCUGCUCUCCUGAGCAAAUUCAUGGCCGCUCUGUUUGGUGGGAUUUACAUGGAAGAGCCCUUUGAGGGAAGCAAGAACGAGCUGAGGAACACGGAGAUGCUGUCGGCCGCCUGUGCAGUGGGUGUGGGCUGCUGCUUUGCCGCCCCUAUUGGAGGGGUGCUGUUCAGCAUUGAGGUCACGUCAACGUUUUUCGCGGUGAGAAACUACUGGAGGGGCUUCUUCGCCGCUACCUUCAGUGCCUUUAUAUUUAGAGUGCUAGCCGUCUGGAACCAGGAGGAAGAGACCAUCACGGCUCUCUUUAAGACCCGCUUCCGUCUGGACUUCCCGUUUGACCUUCAGGAGCUGCCGGCGUUCGCCAUUCUCGGGAUUGCCUGUGGUUUCGGUGGUGCUCUGUUUGUCUACCUGAACCGGCUGAUUGUGGAGUGCAUGAGGAAGCAGAAGACUAUAAACAAGUUCUUGCUGAGGAAUCCAUCUCUUCCUGUCAGGCGCCUGGUGUAUCCUGCACUCGUCACCCUGCUGGUCUCCACACUCACGUUCCCCCCAGGCUUCGGGCAGUUCAUGGCUGGACAGCUGACGCAGCACGAGUCACUAGUCGCACUGUUCGACAACCGCACGUGGUGCCGUCACGGUGUGGCGGAGGAGUUUGACUACAUCAGCCACCACCACGCCUGGAAACACCCCCAGGUCAACGUCUUCAUCACACUCAUCCUCUUCAUCAUUAUGAAGUUCUGGAUGUCCGCUGUGGCCACCACCAUGCCUGUCCCAUGUGGGGCCUUCAUGCCAGUUUUUCUAAUCGGUGCAGCGUUUGGCAGACUUGUUGGAGAGGUCAUGGCUACCAUGUUUCCCGAAGGCAUCCAUGCUGAUGGCAGCGUGUAUCCCAUCGUUCCCGGCGGAUAUGCUGUAGUUGGCGCUGCAGCUCUGUCUGGAGCAGUCACCCACACUGUAUCGACAGCGGUCAUAGUGUUCGAGCUGACCGGUCAGAUCUCCCACAUCUUGCCUGUGAUGAUCGCCGUGAUCCUGGCCAACGCCGUGGCCCAGGCGCUCCAGCCGUCGCUGUACGACUCCAUCAUUCGCAUCAAGAAGCUCCCGUAUUUGCCUGAACUGGGGAUGGGACACCACGAGAAAUAUAAUAUCCGUGUGGAGGACAUUAUGGUCAGGGAUGUGCGCUACAUUACCCUUAACUCUCCGUACCGGGAUUUGCAGGAGAUGCUGCUGACUGGUCAGCUCAAAACACUGGCUCUGGUGGAGUCCAGAGACUCCAUGAUCCUGCUGGGCUCCAUCGAGCGUCUGCAGCUCCAGUCCCUGCUCUCUCUCCAGCUGAGCCGCCAGCGCCGGCUGGAGUACCUCCGCCAGCUGGCCCAGGACAACGGCACCCAGGACCACCUGCCCAGCCUGACCACCGACAGCACCCCCAGCUCGCCCUGCGCCCACACCCACCUCAACGCCUCAACCAACGCCAGUGCUCGCCAAGGGGUUCGCUUCCUGGUGAGCACCCAAGAGAUCUCCACAGAGGAGUCCUCCUCCUUCAGCCCGGUGGUCUCCAACGUUCAGCUCCCCCUGAAAUCGGCCUUGAAAACCGUGUCAGCCGUUAGCGACACGGAGACGGCAAACAGUUCUCAGACGCUCUCCUGUGCCGACCAAGACAAGGAGCUGCUGGAGAGCCCGGCUGGGCCGGCUCCUCCUGAAAAAAGAAAGCCCAAGCCCAAACGAGUGAGGAUCUCCAUGGCGGACUCCACUGAAGUGGAAGAUUGCAUGACCCCGUCAGAGGUUGCGGAGUGGGAGGAGCAGCAGCUCGACGAACCGGUGGACUUCAAGAACUGCAAGAUUGAUCCAGCUCCUUUCCAGCUGGUGGAGCAAACAUCUCUGCAUAAGACUCACACCAUCUUCUCUCUGCUGGGUCUGGAUCACGCCUAUGUGACCAGCAUGGGGCGACUGGUUGGAGUGGUUUCUCUCAAAGAGCUGCGUAAGGCCAUCGAGGGCUCGGUGACGGUGACCGGAGUGAAAGUGCGCCCUCCGCUGGCCAGUUUCCGUGACAGCGGGAACACCACGAGCGUAUCCGAGGUAACAGAACUGCACAAGCUGUGCAUCCGCCACAGGGGGCUCUCGUUGCCGCGGGAACCCAAUCCUCCGGACGUGCAGGACCAGCCAGACCUCCCCUACAAAGAGAUCCCCGUCAACUUCUCGGACCAGACCAACCUGCAGUUUGAAACCAGCCCGGGCGACAUCACGAACGAGUCGUCCGAGCUGGUGCUCCAGGAGAGCCCCUCGUUCGCUGAGGACCAAUCAGAGUUUACUUUUGACUGCAGCCCCGCCCACACCGAGGAAUCGGAGCUGGCCUGUGACUAUGACCCCCCCACCCAAACUCCUGAGCCCGACGAAGCGGAGCAAGAUCAGGAGAGUCCUUCUCUGAGCAAGGACCAGUCAGAACCCGAGGGAGAGGGUAGCCCCGUCCACACCGCGAAUAAGUCAGAAUGAUCAGAUCCAUGAGUCUUCGCCUCAUGAAUGUAGACGUUCCUUGCAUUUGUAGAGGUCCCACUCACCUCCAAGUCCAGCCUAGACACCAGUGUUUCUAACCUUGUUGUGGUGGGAGUGAGUGUGUGAUUGUUAGCGGAUGACUUUUUAAAGGAUAAAGCUGGUUUUAUAUUAUACACAGAUCAGCCACAGCAGUGAAACCACUGACAGUAAUCAUAUCAUUACAAUGAAAGUGUCCUGGCUCCUGUGUCCAAAGUUUAUUCGGCUGGCCCCUAAACUGUCCAGAAUUUCGUCAGGCAUUAUUUUCUGUGCUGGAACGUGGAGACCCUUCCUGCUGCCAAUGUCCCAGGGCCAGACCUUAGGACACCCCCAAAAAGUCCCAUGUCAAUGCCUCAACGGGUCAGACCUGUUUUGGCGGCACAACAAGGACCUGCACAAUAUUGGCAGGUGGUUUUAAUGCGGCUGGUCUGUGUAUUCUUGCUAUUGUCCACAAAUCCCUUGAAAAGACCAAAUUCUGCAACGCCCUCUGUCCCGUCUGUGGCUGUGAGGAAAGUGAGGCGUACAAAGCUUUUGCUUGUUUCAAAAUGAAAAUAACUGGGAGGCGUAAAGUGUUAGAGUUGCAUUAUGGGUAAUACAGGUACCAGGUUUUAUUUUUUAUCAAGGAUCAACCACUGUGUAGCUCAGCGGAGUCUGAAAGUUCAAUCAUGGCCUCGGAAAUAUCAGAGAUUUUAACCAUAUCACGUAAUACUGGAUGAUAAAAAAAAAAAAAGAAAAAGAAAGAAAAAAGUGGUUGAAUGUGGUUAAAUUCUCCAUUUAACGUGGUUAAAGAGCAGCUCUCAUUUAGGGGAGAUUGUUUUGUAAGUGAAGCUUGAAUUUCCUAAGACAGCUGGACUCAAACAAGAGUAAUUAGCUCUUUUGUUUGGGACUAUUUUCAGCUGUGGAUUAAUACACACUUUGAUUCUUGUGACUAUUUACAGAACCAGCACUGUGUCGUUCGAGAUGUUGCUUUUAUAUUAUAAAAAAAUAAAAAAUAAAAAAAAAAUAAAAAAGAGG
Molecule: messenger RNA, 6821 nt
Organism: Mugil cephalus (flathead mullet)
Lineage: Eukaryota; Metazoa; Chordata; Actinopteri; Mugiliformes; Mugilidae
Gene: clcn2a
Product: chloride channel, voltage-sensitive 2a
Exons: 25
Coding region: 2652-5771 (1039 amino acids)
Biological process (GO): chloride transport; transmembrane transport
Cellular component (GO): membrane
Molecular function (GO): voltage-gated chloride channel activity
Source: RefSeq, a predicted model, not a curated record